Messenger RNA from Lacerta agilis (Sand lizard), 1487 nucleotides. RefSeq names its product MANSC domain containing 1 (gene MANSC1). Lineage: Eukaryota; Metazoa; Chordata; Lepidosauria; Squamata; Lacertidae. The transcript has 4 exons. The coding region runs from base 181 to 1356 and encodes 391 amino acids. The record is from RefSeq and is a predicted model, not a curated record.
CACCGCAGAGGAGUUCUUCCCACGCCCCAGCUCGAGGAAACUGGCCAACUUCAUCCGAGCGAGGGAGAGCGCGCCAGCUGCCUUGCCAGAACAAAUGCAAACACCACAGCUUUCUUAAAACUGCUGACCCUGAUGGUAACGAAAGAACUGUAAGGAGUCUGUCACAGCUGAGGGAAAGAGAUGUCCGUCCGGAUUGCAUGGCGCUCUGCUUGCAUCUUUGCCAUGGCCUUUUAUACGUUGCCAAAGCCAGCCCAAAACCAAGCGUGUUCCACGGAGAAGAUGGAGAACACCACCAUUGACAUCAAAGCAGCCUUUUCCAAAGGCAUCCGGGGGGAAGAUCCAAUCCAUGCUUCAUCUUGGGAAGCCUGUGUUGAUGUCUGCUGCUUGGGUGCAGACAGCAAGAAGUGCAACUAUGUGGUCUUUAAUACCAGGAGCAAAGGAAAUUACACAAAUUGCUACCUGUUCUAUUAUCCCACGAAUGAAACCUUCCUGGUGAGACGAGUGUCAGGACUGGUGACCUACCGAAUUAUAAAAGAUGCAAAGGUUCCCAUGCCAUCUCCUUUCUCAGUUCAGCUCUCCCACCCAACUGUGAAUGGGAAGUCUGUGUCUGCACUGGCUGCUGUGUUCGAUCUUCACAUCCCAACAAGCCCUCUGCGUGGGUCAGGCCCUUUGCAAAAGCCAAUUCCCCCAAAGAGUGUGGAAAUAUUGAACCACUUUGAUGAUAAACACAUAGAUGAGAUGGAUGGACGCUCCCAGGAUCCACAAAGCAGAAGGGCAAGUGGUUCAAAGAGCUUGGGUUCUUCAACUAUGCCUGAACUGAAGAGUUUGUUGUCCCCAAGUACUCCAAAUGCUAUUGAGCCUGGUAUUCCCACUGCACAGCCCACAGUUAAGUCACCUACUAUUACCAGUGGCACCCAGGCUGGUACUGUAAUUCCUCACGUGUCUCCUAGAAAUGCAACAACCACUAGGUCUACUACAGCUUAUCACAAGAAUGCACCUUGGGCAACUACAAAUCUAAGAAGAAGUACCACUGUUCCCAACCCAUCAACCACUGCUGGAUCUAGUGCUCGUAGCCUCAGCCCACUGCUUGUGAAGUUUUCUUCUGCUUCUUUACAUGAUGUCCAUCUUGGCAAUGGGCAACUAGGCUUGAAAGGCGAUAUGCUUAAUGGAGAUCCAAGCAAGGAACAUUCCCCUCACUUUGGUGACAAAAGCAUACUUACAGCUGCAUUGCUUUUGGGGGUGAUCUUCUUUCUCUUAGCUACAGUGCUGGUAGGUAGAAAGGUGCUUGAAUCUCUUCAGAGAAGGCGUUACACUAAGCUAGACUACUUGAUCAAUGGCAUGUAUGCCAACAUGUGACAGAGGAAAAACAGGAAGAUGUACGUUAGUGGUAAAUUUGGAAGCUUUAUUGAUGGAUUGGAUUUGUCACAGCAGAGAACAUGUUAUCUUUCCUACAAGGUCAAGUUUAAAUAUUUCAGUUACCUCACGAA